AUGUAUGUGAAAUGGUUUGAUACAGGAAUGUUAUACUAUGUGAUUUUAGUGUAUUUAGUGAAUGUCACUUUUUGUCAUUUUCAAAUUUCCCGCCGUUCCGUCCCCGUACGUCCUGACGUCGCAGGGAACGGAACCCAGAUGACAGAUGCCGGCAUCGGCCGGAUUACAUUGCCGGGGACACUGCAGGGGGGACAUCGCGGGAGCGCAGGACAAGGUAAGUGCAGAAGAGAUCCGCAUGGUAAGCUCGAGUGUAGCUCGGGGUUACCGCUUGUGCUACACUCGGGAAUACCGCCAGGGAGGCUA
Molecule: messenger RNA, 303 nt
Organism: Staurois parvus
Lineage: Eukaryota; Metazoa; Chordata; Amphibia; Anura; Ranidae
Source: the annotation of a GenBank genome assembly